Messenger RNA from Coccomyxa subellipsoidea C-169, 525 nucleotides. RefSeq lists its product as hypothetical. Gene Ontology annotation, biological process: protein polyglutamylation; cilium assembly. Gene Ontology annotation, cellular component: ciliary basal body. Lineage: Eukaryota; Viridiplantae; Chlorophyta; Trebouxiophyceae; Coccomyxaceae. The transcript is spliced from 2 exons. The record is from RefSeq and is a predicted model, not a curated record. Bases 1 to 525 code for a protein of 174 amino acids.
AUGACUCUGACUUCAAUUGCAGCUGUGAGCUACCCAGCGCGCAUGCUGUCAAGGGCGGUGAACUCCCUGUCACCCGAGAUCCUGGAUUUCAUGAAUGGGGAGCAGAGGUUCAUCCUUGUGUGCGAUUGGGACGAGCGAGUCGCAGCGCCUGCUGCCAAUCUGCUCUUUGAAAAGGGAGCUGACAAUAUGUUGCUCCUCAGUGGGGGUUUGCGGGAGGUUCUUGCCAAGUGCCCUGAGGUAGUGGAGGGCUGCAGGCCACAGCCAGUGAGGACCAGCCGAGCGCCCUCUGAAGCCUUCAUGACAGCCUCAUUCACCAGCAGUGCAGGGACACUCAGGAGAUCCCUGUCACUGGCCCGUAGGCAGUCUCUGCGGCCCAGCACGGCAGCCACUUCCCUGUCAUUCGCGCCCCCGAGCAGCAGCCGCAGGAGCUCUUAUAGUGCGGCGCCUUCCGCCCCCCUGGAGCGGGAGAACAUAGCUCCUUUCAUCUCAAACACCCCCACAGCAGCUGCGGGACCCUGGAGAUAG